This is a messenger RNA of Sinocyclocheilus grahami, 1373 nucleotides long. Its product is annotated as MOB kinase activator 1A-like. The transcript has 7 exons. Bases 371 to 1018 code for a protein of 215 amino acids. The record is from RefSeq and is a predicted model, not a curated record. Lineage: Eukaryota; Metazoa; Chordata; Actinopteri; Cypriniformes; Cyprinidae.
CGCGCAUGCUCGGUAUACCUACAAGGUUUUAGCUGCCAGGGGGGCUUUUAUUAUUUAUAGUUUCACUAAUGAUUGUUUAGAAAGUGUAGUCAUAAGUAUUGUAACAAUAUUCGAUCCGUAUAAAUGAGGAAGUUUGCACGUAACCACGCGCUUUAUUUCUGUGGCUACGCGGCACCCGCUGGGAACCAAUCGUAGACAUUUCCUGAGUCUUUACUUCUACGCCUACUGAUAUCUUUCGUCCGUAUGUGAAACCUCCAACUUCGAAGAGUACUUAUAAAUGGUGUUUAGUGGCCUUUGAGAAGUAACUUUAUAGUAGUAGCACUUCGCAUUGCCUUCUAAAAAAUAGUUUGAAGAGGAAAAAAAACCGGAGAUGAGUUUCUUAUUUGGAAGCCGUUCAUCAAAGACUUUCAAGCCCAAGAAGAAUAUCCCAGAAGGCUCUCAUCAGUAUGAACUGCUGAAACAUGCAGAGGCCACGUUAGGAAGCGGAAACCUCCGAGCUGCUGUGAUGCUACCAGAGGGAGAGGACCUGAACGAGUGGAUUGCGGUCAAUAGAACACCAAAAUCCAGUGUGAUCAUAUUCACUAGCAUUUUCAGGAAAAAGAAAAUCCUCUAUGGAUCAGAAUGCCCAGAAUACAACAUGAGGUAUGAAUAUCACUGGGCGGACGGCACCAACAUCAAAAAACCCAUUAAGUGUUCUGCUCCCAAGUACAUUGACUACUUGAUGACCUGGGUUCAGGAUCAGCUGGAUGAUGAAACUCUCUUCCCAUCUAAGAUCGGCGUUCCUUUCCCAAAGAACUUCAUGUCAGUGGCAAAGACUAUACUGAAGCGUCUGUUCAGGGUUUAUGCUCAUAUUUACCAUCAGCAUUUUGACUCGGUCAUGCAGCUUCAGGAGGAAGCUCAUCUUAACACCUCCUUCAAGCAUUUUAUCUUCUUUGUACAGGAGUUCAAUCUCAUUGAUCGCAGAGAGCUGGCACCCCUGCAGGACCUUAUUGAGAAACUAGGCAGCAAGGAUAGAUAAACACCGAUAUGAAUACCAUAUUGGUCAGCCUUAAUGCAUUUUCCAGAAAGCCUUUCUUUUGUCCUGUCCACUUUUUGGAGUCUGAAUUUGUUUUGUGCACACUGAUUGUCUUCGUUGUAUCUCAGCUGUGCUUCCUGAAGUUCAUAGAAGAAGUCAUCCUGAAAACUCUUGAUUCACGUGUGGAUUUUCUCUUUGUUUGAGUUUUUUUCUGUUGUCAGUAUUACACUGUAGGUCUUUUAUUUUAUUUAAUGUAUUUGUGAUGGAUGGGGAUAUAAAAUGAAUAUCAGAGUUUAGUUUUGAUGGAUGUAAAAAUAAAACCAGCAUUUUUAGUCAGUACUUUUAUAAUGUGUGAAAA